CAUUGUUUGGAGUUUAGACCAGACGCCGAAAGACUCGACGGCUCGGAACUGUGAGAAACGACUAACGAGGAGGAAGGACGGGGGAAAAAUCCGAAAAUGGGCUGGAUCGGAGAGACCAUUGACUCGAUCAAAUCUUUACAAAUCAGGCAUGUUCUCUCCCAGGCCGUCAGCCUUGGCAUGAUUGUUACAUCAGCAUUAAUAAUAUGGAAAGGAUUGAUGUGUAUCACUGGUAGUGAAUCGCCUGUUGUUGUUGUCCUUUCUGGGAGCAUGGAACCUGGCUUCAAGAGGGGUGACAUUUUGUUUUUGCACAUGAGUAAGGAUCCUAUUCGUGCAGGGGAAAUUGUCGUGUUUAAUGUUGAUGGACGUGAAAUUCCAAUUGUCCAUCGGGUAAUUAAGGUUCAUGAACGGCAAGAUACAGGAGAAGUUGAUAUUCUCACCAAAGGUGAUAACAAUUUUGGGGACGAUAGGCUUUUGUAUGCUCAAGGUCAGCUCUGGCUUCAGCGGCACCAUAUCAUGGGGAGAGCUGUUGGGUUCUUACCAUAUGUUGGAUGGGUCACCAUUAUAAUGACAGAAAAACCUAUUAUUAAGUACAUACUCAUUGGUGCCCUGGGGUUGAUGGUCAUAACUUCGAAGGACUGAGGAAUGAAUUUGAAUUGCAAGGCUUUGGUCAACUUCACAGAAGUCAUUUCAUUUUGAUCAGAUGCCAUCUUUCUUUUCUGUGUACAUUGAAUAGAAGUCAUGAUAUUUUUGAAAGAAUAGAUCAAUUACUCAAAUUGGAUGGAAAAGUUGAUUAUAUCACUAGCAUUAAAGAGAUCAGUUCAAUGUUUUUGGUCAUUAA
This is a messenger RNA of Nelumbo nucifera (sacred lotus), 838 nucleotides long. RefSeq names its product Peptidase S24/S26A/S26B/S26C family protein. Gene Ontology annotation, cellular component: membrane; signal peptidase complex. NCBI's taxonomy places the organism in Eukaryota, Viridiplantae, Streptophyta, Magnoliopsida, Proteales, Nelumbonaceae. Gene Ontology annotation, molecular function: serine-type endopeptidase activity. The record is from RefSeq and is a predicted model, not a curated record.